GCGGCGGCCUUGGGGCCGGGAUUGGCGUCCAGGCCGCCUCGGCUCGGAGGGCGGUGCCCGUCGUCUCCCCGCGCCUUGGCUGAGCGCGGUCGUGCGCCGGGUGGAGUCGGCGGCCCAGCGGACGAGAGCGAGCAGUCGAUAAACACGUUACUAUGAGUCUGCUACACUGUGAAAACAGCUGUGGAUCCAGCCAGUCUGAAAGUGACUGCUGUGCGGCUAUGGCCAGCUCCUGUUGCGCUGCAGCAAAAGAUGACAGUGUGAGCGGGACUGCCAGCACGGGGCAUCUCUCCAGCUCUUUCAUGGAAGAGAUCCAGGGGUACGAUGUGGAGUUUGACCCACCCCUGGAAAGCAAGUAUGAGUGCCCCAUCUGCUUGAUGGCAUUACGGGAAGCAGUGCAAACACCAUGUGGCCAUAGGUUCUGCAAAGCUUGCAUCAUCAAGUCAAUAAGGGAUGCAGGUCACAAAUGUCCAGUUGACAAUGAAAUACUGCUGGAAAAUCAGUUAUUUCCUGACAAUUUUGCAAAGCGAGAGAUUCUUUCUCUGAUGGUGAAGUGUCCAAAUGGAGGUUGUUUGCACAAGAUGGAACUGAGGCAUCUUGAGGAUCAUCAAGCACAUUGUGAGUUUGCUCUUAUGAAUUGUCCCCAAUGCCAACGUCCCUUCCAAAAAUGCCAACUUAAUAUUCACAUUCUCAAGGAGUGUCCGAGGAGACAGGUUUCUUGUGUAAACUGUGCUGUAUCGAUGGCAUUUGAAGAUAAAGAGAUCCAUGACCAGAACUGUCCUUUGGCUAAUGUCAUCUGUGAAUACUGCAAUACCGUGCUCAUCAGAGAACAGAUGCCUAAUCACUAUGAUCUAGACUGCCCUACAGCCCCAAUUCCAUGCACAUUCAGUACUUUCGGUUGCCAUGAAAAGAUGCAGAGGAAUCACUUGGCCCGCCACCUACAAGAGAAUACCCAGUCGCACAUGAGAAUGUUGGCCCAGGCCGUUCAAAGUUUAAGCCUUGCUGUAGCUCCCGUACCUCAACGCGAUAUGCUUCCAUAUGAAUCUCCCUCUCUUCCCCGGGUUUCCUCUGGGUGUCACCCAGAGGUCCAGAAUUUCCAAGAAACCAUUCAACAGUUAGAGGGUCGCCUUGUAAGACAAGACCAUCAAAUCCGGGAGCUGACUGCGAAAAUGGAAACUCAGAGCAAUUAUGUAAGUGAGCUCAAACGAACUAUUCGAACCCUUGAGGACAAAGUUGCUGAAAUAGAAGCACAGCAAUGCAAUGGGAUUUACAUCUGGAAGAUUGGCAACUUUGGCAUGCACUUGAAAUCUCAAGAAGAGGAGAAACCAGUUGUCAUUCAUAGCCCUGGAUUCUACACAGGCAAACCUGGCUACAAACUUUGCAUGCGCCUGCACCUCCAGUUACCAACCGCUCAGCGCUGUGCAAACUAUAUAUCCCUCUUUGUCCACACGAUGCAAGGAGAGUAUGACAGCCACCUCCCUUGGCCCUUCCAGGGUACAAUACGCCUUACAAUUCUUGAUCAAUCUGAAGCACCUGUAAGACAGAACCAUGAAGAGAUAAUGGAUGCCAAACCAGAGCUGCUUGCCUUCCAGAGACCCACAAUCCCACGGAACCCAAAAGGUUUUGGCUAUGUGACUUUUAUGCACCUAGAAGCCCUAAGACAAAGAACCUUCAUUAAAGAUGAUACUUUAUUAGUACGCUGUGAGGUCUCUACCCGCUUCGACAUGGGUAGUCUUCGGAGGGAAGGUUUUCAGCCACGAAGUACUGAUACAGGGGUAUAGCAUCCCCUCAUUUGUUUAAAAAAAAAAAUCCAUCUGGAGAAAACUGCCUUUCCUUGCCCUGUUCUCAAUAAUAAUAUGCACACAGUGAAAGCAGUGGGAGAGAUGUAAUACCCACCCGUGAAUGUGGUUAGAGAGGUUACUUCCCACUUCUUCCUGUUACAGAUAUCUGAAGCAGUUUUUUCUUGGGAAUAUACAUGCGUUUUCAAACUUGUUGCAACUGAAGUGCCUGUGGCAUAUUGCAGCAGCUGUUUGUCGAUUCGUAUACCUCUUUGUUGUACUUUCAGGGCCUUUUGCUCAAGUGUGUUUUAAUGUCAAAAAGCCCAGAGUUGGAAUAGUAAAGCUCAAACCUUUUAACAAUAAUGGACGUUCAGACUUCAGCUUAUGUUAUAGUAUUACCUGUAAUGUGUUAAAUUUGAGAAUCACUACUGCCCCCUGCUGGUGCCAGCAAGAAGAGUUAUUACUCUAGAGUUGAGUUCUCAUUUUAUUUGACCUCCUGUAGAUUUCAGAGGAUUUGAACCUUAAUCCAUGAAAAGCUUAAGUUCUCAUUUACCCCUUUUUUCCCCCCAGUGUGUUUACUAAACAUAUUCAGGGACUAGUUUAAACCCUAAAUAUAACCUUACUUAUUUAGUGUGAACAUGUUGUCUGUUGAAUAAUUCUUUAUAAGUGUUUCAUUCUACCUUACAUAUUUCUUUGAGGCUACAAAGUAGCAUCUUCAUCAGAGUUGAGAAUGCUGAGAACCAGAUGGCUACCAACUGCUCAUGUUAUGCUGUAAAUCCCUUUUUGUCUGUUCAAUGCAGAGUGAAUUCCACAGCCCUGCCUAUGUUCCCUGUUGCUUAAUGGUUGUAGGACAAGGAGAUGCACACACAUAAUCACUGACAUAAAAGUUAAAAAUGAUUCAGUCAACCAAUAUAGCAUCUCAUUGGUGGUGACAAAGGCUAUUUGAGCCAGAAAUUUUCAGCUCUUGAAUAGCCUCUGGUGUUUAGUUCAAUUAAAUAGAAAAAAAUUGAUUUCCUAAAAGCAGAAUUUUUUAAUACUUGGGAAAUCAUUGGCCAUGCUUGAGAGGCACCAAACUAGGUUGGAAGUCAUGUGAUCAUAUUGGGACUUGCUUGAAUAGGUUGCUUUAGUCCAACAAUUCAUACCUGAGGAGGAUCAUGUGGAAUGUAUUGAAGUGGCCAAAUGUUCAUAAUAGGGAGAGGAUUUUUGUGUCAUUAUAUAUCCGUUGAGGGUCUGUAGAUAAUAAAUAUUAUGGUGAAAUCGAAGGGAGUUUCUCAGGGAGUCCCACAACUAGUAUAGGCUCUUAUAAAGAAUCUAAGAGGACCCAUGCACCAUGCUGUUUACACAAGAUUGUUUGAAGUUGUCUAGACAUGAGAGAUGGGGCUUUAUCUCCAGAGAGGCCAGAUCAGCCCCCUGACCAGCGUUUAAGAGCAGCCUUCAUUUGAAGAGGAGGCCAGCAGACUUAGCCUGUGGAGAAGAAUGGUUUCGGUUCCAGGCAGAUUCAGCAAGUGUCACUUUGAGCUUUCCCCUUACUUUUCUCUCUACCCUCCACCCCACCCCACGUUUAGGCUCCUGCUCUGGUGGGUUUGUCACCCAGAGAUCCGCUCCCCGGCGCCACCGUCAGGACCACCUGCUCAUCAGCAAUCUUUGUCCCUUAGCUACUGUGCCUUCCAGCCAGCUCCGGUGGAUCGUGGCAGCACCACCCUCGAGGUGGGAACCCUGCACCGCUGUUCAGUCUCCUGUGAUUGUUGUUCAGUGAAUAAAUAUUUGUCAGUUCCAUUUAAAAAGCAAAUGGUAGUUAUUUUUUUCUUGUUGCAUAGAAAAAGCCUGAAGGAAAUAUACUAAACUAUUUUUGAUGACUUAUUUUCUUCUUUGUGCUCUUUUAUAUGUUGUACAUUUUCUACUAUAAACGUGUACUUUUAUCAGAGAAAUUAAAUGUUGCCACAAAACAUUCAACCCCACCAAAAAAGGAAAUGAUAUUUAAAAGCUUCCUGGUCAAAUGUCUAUUAAAAGCAUGGCCAUGCAUUAGGUAUUGAGGUGAGUCAUUUCCUGCUUUGGUUGUGUUAUUUUUUUCUAUUAACUCAGGAGUCCUAAUCCAAACAAAAGCAGUGUUUUGCCUAACUUCAGCUUCCCUGAGCUGCAGGUUUCCCAUCUGUAAAAGAAGGAGGGGAAUAGAUGUUUCUCAGGUCCACUCCGACAAUAAAAUUCUGUUUUAAGAAUUAAGUUCUAACCAGCAGACUGUUGAUAAUACUUAGAAAAAGAUUUUGCCAGGAGAAAAUUGCUUUAACUUAUUUUUUGUUGACAAUACUGUACUUCAAUUUAGUGUCCAUCAACUGGGUCUCAUCUUAAUUUUAAUAAGCAAUUUUUUUAACCCCCAAUAUUUGUCAUUUUGUAGUAAACCAGCCACUUAUUUUAUGCUGGUCAUUCAUGUGAAUAUAGAAUAAAAGUAAUGGUCAAACUGUCA
Messenger RNA from Diceros bicornis minor, 4236 nucleotides. RefSeq names its product TNF receptor associated factor 6 (gene TRAF6). Gene Ontology annotation, cellular component: plasma membrane signaling receptor complex. Lineage: Eukaryota; Metazoa; Chordata; Mammalia; Perissodactyla; Rhinocerotidae. Gene Ontology annotation, molecular function: zinc ion binding; tumor necrosis factor receptor binding; ubiquitin protein ligase activity. The transcript has 7 exons. The record is from RefSeq and is a predicted model, not a curated record. Gene Ontology annotation, biological process: protein K63-linked ubiquitination; regulation of canonical NF-kappaB signal transduction; interleukin-1-mediated signaling pathway. The coding region runs from base 153 to 1778 and encodes 541 amino acids.